GGAGGUGUACACGGCCAAGCUACGCGGGGUCUCACUGGUCGAAUUUUGACCGAUCUUGUGACUGUUUCUGAACCUCGCUCUUACCGCAGACUUAGACUCACAUUGAUAUGGGGGCUGAAGGAGAGCGGAGGGGGAGCGAGAUAUCCCGUGGAGAGCGGCAGGCAAUCCGUGCUUUAGGACAGUGUGCCGUGAAGAAAACGCAGCGCACAGUGGAAGAAAAUGGGAAAUAACACUGCGGACUAGACGGAAAACCAAAACAAUACCUUAACCAAACAAUAAAAACAGAAAAAAAGGAACAAAGAAAAAAGAAAUAGAAAACAGUAGGGGCUUGACUGGAAAGAAUAUAAAAACUGACGGAAAAAAAAAUAAACACAGGUGAAAUAAACUAGAAAAAUGGUUCCCUUCAGUUGGAAAGGUCUGCCGUGUCUGCUCCUCCUCCUGCUGGUGUUGUCCUGCUUCCUGCUGGCUGAGGGAGCAGGCCAUGAGGAGGACGAGAGGCAGGAAACUCAGCAGGAAGGAGGAGCAGGGAGGAGGAGGGUAGGAAGGAGAGGAAGAGAUCAGAAUAAUGACGAAAAUGAAAUCCUGCGACGGCGAGGAAAGAAGAAAGGAGGAGGACGGCGAAGAGUGACAGCUGCAGAGGUGAGGGAGGUGGUGAACGCCGCCUUGGAACAGCAGCUGCAGCCCCUUCACACCGCCCUCAACCUAGUGCGUCUCGACACCUUUACUGAGCACGUGCAUAGACAGCUGUCCACCUUGGAGCACAUCCAGGGAAAGCUACUGACGGAGUAUGGGGAGCUUAAGGCGGCCGUUGGGGAAGUUGGGAAGAAUACUCUGGAUAUUGUGAAGCAGAUGGCAGCACUGGAGGCUCGCGUCACAACUCUAGACCGCCAUGCCCCGCCGAGACACCCGCAAGAGAACCUGGUUCCUCUCCCCCCCUUUAGGUCAAGGCUGGACUCAGAGGACUACCCACAAGCCCCUGUGAGUUCUGACAUGAGCCAGGUGACCCAGGCAGUCCGCGAGGCAGUGACCUCCAUCAAUAACCGCUUACAGGCCACGGAGAGACGCUUCAAGGAGGACCUGGCCACCUUGGAGAACCGCACCACGCAGGCCAUGAGGAACACGCACAUAGACCUUGACCGCCGCCUCGCUACUGCUGGUCAUGAUAGCGUCCUUAUUCUCAACACGCUUGAUCAGCUGGCCAACAAGACUUGCUCCGGGGUAACGAGCAGCGCGGGGAGGCGUAUCUCUGCUUCCUCCACGCCUCGGUCCAGGCAGCAGAGGACCUACAUGACGGGAACCAAGGAAAGGGCCACUCAGGAUGAACUGGCGUACUUCCCUGCAGAAAAUGGCGGGGUGAAGGAGCCGUCUGAGGGGCGCGGCGAGGGGAGGCGGGGCGUGAGUGAGCCGGGCGCCUGGCAGACUCGAGGAGCGCAGGGCCGGCCUAUCACUGAAGUCCAGACGCUUAACCUUGGAAUGGUGACUCGCCUCGCUUCGGAAAUCGCGCGCCAGAUGACGGAGGAAGAUGCAGUCAACACGCAGCCCCGCGAUUGUGCUGCCGUGGCUGCUGCAGGAGAGAGAACCAGUGGAGUGUAUACCAUCUACCCCGCCUCCUGCACCGCCCGCUUCUCUGUACAGGUGUGGUGUGAGCUGGAGGAAGGAGGCCCCUCGUGGACGGUGAUUCAAAGACGCGGUUCCAAGACUUCGGAAACGCCUCAUCCCGUCGUGGACUUCUUCAGGAGCUGGGCUGAGUACAAGUGGGGCUUUGGUAACCUGGAGGGCGAGUACUGGCUAGGUCUCGAGUACAUCCACCAGCUGACGCAAUCUGGGGAUUACGAGAUGCGGGUUGACCUCCAAGACUGGGCCAAUGAGACACGCUGGGCCAAAUACGAGCACUUCUCUCUGUCCAACGAGGAGCAUAACUACACACUCUCCCUUGGCGACUAUGAGGGCACGGCAGGUAACUCGCUGAGGUACCACCAGGGGGCUCCAUUCAGCACGCGAGACCGAGACAACGACUUCAACCCACGAGGACACUGCGCCAGAACCUUCCACGGGGCCUGGUGGUUCACUGCUUGCCAUGAGUCACACCUGAACGGCCGCUACCACCACGGCCGCCACAAGAGCUACGGUGACGGGAUCAACUGGAUGGCUUUCCGUGGGCACAACUACUCCCUCAAAUACUCCAGAAUGAUGAUCAGGAGGACCAACAUCUAAAACAAGCAGGAAAGGAGGAAAAAAUGAAGGGAAUUGAAAGGAUGCAAAGUAAGAUGCUUCAAAAUGUUCUGUUUAAUGUUUGGUUUGGUUUGUAGGGGUUGGUACUUCAGAUGAGAAGGUUGAAGAGGUGAAGGAGUUGUAGUAGGAGAUAGUGGUAGUGGUGGUAGUGAUGGUGAUGGUAGUAAUAUUGAAGAAGAAAUUUGCAACAAUUUAAUGUGUGUUUAGUAAAGUAUUUUAUGAUUUGUUUACUAAUUCACUGGAAAGAACAUUAUGAAUAGAUGAUUAAAAGUAUAAUAGAGAAAAUAUAAGUUACUGUAAAAAUCAAUAUGAAGAGAAAAAAAAAACGAAGAAAAAAAAAUAAUAACAAGGUACAUGACAAAAGGUAAGCUUGAGUUACAGGAUAAUUGAGUCUUGUGUACUUUCCCUAAGCUUUAUGUAGGCAGAGUGACCUGUGUACUCACAUAUCACUCCCCAGGCAACUGUGUACGUGCGGCCGUGUAGGAUAACCAUUUCCAUGUGUAAAUUACCCUGUAUGUAUGUACGUAAUAACACGUGUACACAUAGACCACCUGUAAGCCGUAGAUAAUUAGAUACAAACCUGGAGACUGUGACCCUGAGGAGAUAGCAUUACCCACUUAGCCAUCAGGUCAAAUCAUGUUAAUUAAUUAGAGCCUGCGCAGGUGUGUUGCACUGGGGACACCUGAGAUGAAUAAGAUAGAUAAAAGACAAAUUAUUAAAAGUAGAUUGAGAAACAAGUAGAUAAGCAAGAUGUAGACAAGGAAAGGCUUCCAUCACCUUAAUCUCCCGCGGUAGACAGCUAUGGUCGGCACGCAGGUGUGGAAGUGGCGCGGGGAGACGAUUAUCUAACUCACCUGUGUGGUUAAUGGCCCCAGGCUGCGAUAAUUACGGCUAUACAGGCAGGCAGCCCCUCAGCCCCCGCCUUGCCCGCAUCCCGCCGCACCGUAAGAGUAGAGCACACCAUCCCGACACAUCCCGGCAAAUUGCACCGCCAAUGAAGUUACCCAAACGGCGCAAACUCGAGAAGACCAUGCCGUUCCCUCGCCGGUAAUCAACAUUAGAGUUUUGCCGUAACUAUCAUUCAGAAGCCAAGUUCGCGGAUAUGCCACCAGGGGGCCGCGCGUGUCGCCCCCUUGCGGAUCCAGCAAAAAUUAUCGUAAAAAACCGACGGAUAAACUUUACACGAACACCAGAGAGAGGAAAAUUAGUGUGAGUUUCAUCUGUGAAGCGAGCAGUGCCGCCCCUACAGGGAGAGAUUAGUUGCAAGGCGUUCCUGUGUAAUAAAGCAGUUAUCCCUCAGAGAAAAUGGAGUGUAUGUUCGCGUGGAUGAUAGAACAUGAGGCUGGGAGGUUGAAAUGGACGCGAGAGACGAACUGUGUGUAGGGUGAAAAUGGAUUAGAGGAGCAGAGAGAGAGAGAGAGAGAGAGGAGAGAGAGAGAAUGUGCGGGUGAGGGAAAGGUAAUGAACAGGGCAAGCAGGAGGGGAGGAAUGCGACUGAAACAUGUGGAAGGUGCGCAAGAUUGUAAACGGAGAGGGAUAUGGAGAAGAACUUCGCCACGGUAGAGGGAGAGAACACAAGGACGCUGAGUGAUUCCAAACUAACGAAAGGGAAGAGAAACACAAGAGAGGAAAAUAUAUGACUGUUUUGUGGGCUUUUGUUUGAAAGUGAGGCAGACAGUCGACAUUUUGAUAACUAAUUAACCGUGAAGCGACACAUUUAUUGAAUUCCAAAGCUUUACAGAGAGAGAGAGAGAGAGAGAGAGAGAGAGAGAGAGAGAGAGAGAGAAAGUAAACACGAUAUAUACAUAAUUACAAAUCUGAGAGGGAAAAAUAGACUAGAGAGCAAACGAGACACUAGAAAAAUGUUCUCUAAGAUGUAAAAAAACACCCAAUAUUGGAUCCAGAACGCAGGGGUGAAAAUAGCACGGAAUACGCGGGAAAUUCAACCUUACGUGCAUUCUGUCAUUUGCAUUGAUGUUUGUGUUGGAAAGUGAAGAGUGAAUGAAUAAUCUUUGCUUUCUUUAACAACUGAGGCGUAAAUGUCGGGAUUUUUACUUUAUUUUUUUUAUUUUUUAUGAGUGAGGACAUUUUUCAGUAUAAAGUGACCAUAAUAUUUCAGUGCAGAGGAAACGAGAGAGUGGAGAAUUAUUAGUGUAUUUUUUUUCUAUUUUUUUUUUCCAAGUUUACAUUAUCUGUCUCUGCCUCUGUCUAUGCCACUGCUUCUGUCUGUUUUUGUCUAUUUUAUUUUUAGUUUGAUUUUUUGUUGUUGUUUUUUUUUGUAGCAUUCAUAUCUGUCUUUGUGUUUUUCCUUUUGCUGUGUUUCUUUGAUCAUUCCUCUUUCUUCAGGUAUAAAUAAGCUCUCAUUUGUCUCUAUAUUCUGUCUAGUUUUCAUUGAUUUUAUUUUCUCAUGUAUUCUCUAUUUUUCUCUUUCUUGCUUAUUUUUUUCUUAACUUUUCUUUCUUUUUUUAUCCUCUUUCUCCUUAUUUCUUUCAUGUCUUUAUUCAUCUUAUUUUUUUUUGCAUUCCUGUAUACUUUCAUCUUUCUCUAGCUUAAUUUUUUCCUAACUUCCCUUCCUUUUAAUUGAACCAUUCCUGCACCUCAGUUCUUUCUUCACUUACCUACAAACUCACCUGUCAUCGUAUUUUCUUCUGUAUUCCUGUCUAGCUUAAUUAUUUCCUAACAUCCCAUCCUUUUAAUUGGACCAUUCUUGCACCUCAGUUCGCUCUUCACUCAUCUACAAACUCCGCUCACCUUUUCACAUAUCCAAGCGGCCACCAUAUCCUCGGCUCUCCUAUCACGUGAGUCUUGCCGCUAUCUACCAGGCCCUUGCUCCACCUCUCAGGAGAUGCUAGCCGGCUGUACAAAGCUUCUCUCUACGCUUACCUUACCUAUAGACACACACUCGUCUUGCGUAGUGGUCACAUAUCGUCGUAGUUUAAAACCGGGUUGACUUACAGUUGAUUCUAGAGGUUAUUAUAUAUAUAUAGUGUACGUAGGUGGGUCUCGAUUACCCUAGUGAAUGGGAAUCCUUUUAGCAAGAUGUAUUAUAAGGAUCAGUGUCCCGUGUGAUGACAAGGAGGCAGCCAUGUGGGUUACGCGACGGUCCUUGAGGCGAGGGUGAAAUAAUCAAUAGUCAGCCUUAUCGUGUCCUUAGGUAGAGGUGAUAUUGGAGACUCCCGAGUAACCCGCUGUUGUCCGUGUACUGUUUAUCAAGCCUGUACCGUUGUGCGUUGUCCGUCACUGUCUGUUUGUUUGUUUUAUUCUGCCUUGUGUUUGUUUGGGCGCUGGUGCCGAGUUGUGCUCGUGUUGUGAGGUGCAGAGGGCUGGCAACGCUGCAGUGUGUGUGUGUGUGUGUGUGUGUGUGUGUGGAGGCGCGAACGCUAGACAGGCGGCGACAAAAUACUCAUCGAAUACUGUAAGCGGACACGAUAUGUUAUUUUUGCCCGACAGAAAUAAUUUAUCACUAUAUUUCUUCCCUCCCCCCCAACCCUACCCCCACGUUAGGUUGUUCCGGACGUGUUACGGACGCGUGUCGGUCUCGGUCUGUUCCCGAAGUGACCUGUACUACUGUACAUAUGAGUUGACUCCAAUAGCGAGCCUUUCUUCCGUUUCUUUAUAGCAAAUAUUCGUUUAUCAUUCGUUAUGUUUCCGUGCGAGAAUCCGAUUUGUAAAUAUAUUGAGUGUGUUUAUUUUUAAGACUUUACGAUGCAGCCUUGGGUGAGUCACGAGUAGAUGAAUUGAGAUAUUGUAGUGUAGAGAAACCUAUAUAAAGAAACGUCCUGCUCUCUCACCAUCACUGGUUUCCAAAGGCUCUAGUUGAAGAUACUCGUGUUUUUAACGGUAUUAUUACUGUUCUGGUGAUGGAUUGGUAAGAUUUCUAGUUUGUCAUCAGGAGAAAGUGUCUUGAAAACCCUGCUAGUCAUCUCUAUGGCCUUGAGAAACUCGUGGUGAGAAAGCAAGACUGUAUGUCACUGUAGGGAAGAGAGCAAGGAGAACAGGGAGAUGUAGUAAUUAUAACUGUAACACCUGUACAGCAAAGGUGAGGCGAGUAACAGGAUACACAGGUAAGCGAUGACUAUAACCUUGUAUUGCUUUAUUUACACCAUUCAUUCCUGACCCAAGAUACCUGUAAGUGGUCAGGUGAGGGCAGGUGUUCUGAUUAAUGGGUUACCUUGGUGCACCUGUACUGAGCCUCAAGUGUGUGUGUAUGUGUGUGUGUGUGUGUGUGUGUGUGUGUGUGUGUGUGUGUGUGUGUGUGUGUGUGUGUGUGUGUGUGCUUGAGUUAAGAUUUAUCAUGUACACACGCACCCACACACACGCGCAUACAGAGAGAGAGAGAGAGAGAGAGAGAGAGAGAGAGAGAGAUGAGAAGUGACACAAGGCAGCCAUGGAACCUAAUUGAAAAGUUUCGUAGCGCGCAUAUUGAAAAGAGUCCAAUUCUCAUCUUAUUUGCGGAGCUUCAGAGAGAGAGAGAGAGAGAGAGAGAGAGAGAGAGAGAGAAUCGAGGAGGGUCAGUGAGUAAGAGGAGGAGGAGGCUUUGUCACUUGAGGGCUGGGAGGACGUACAAUAACUGCCUCUCUACGCCCCCUUUUAACCUCGGUAUGUCAAACUCUUAAGCUCUUGUCUGCUAAGCUUUAAGUUCUUCCUUCUAAGAGACACACACACGCAGCGUUUAUGUGUAUGAGCAUGUGUGGCUGCGCUUGUCUCGCUGGUUGAUCUGGAAGGAGGUUUAGUUUCAUCGCUAGGUUUAUCGGUAUUAAUGCCAUGCGGGGUGAGAUUGUGUCAGAAGAAGGUCGUUGCUUGACUUUUCUCUUUUUUUUUUUGUGUUGGUAAAAGUGUCAUUGCGAAGAUAGAUGUAAUGGUUGUCAGUGAGAGAUGAGUGCGUUGUGUUGACUCGGCCAUAACGAAUACACGAACGCAUCUGGUUAUAACGAAUGCAAACAGUUGGAUAUCACAAUUCUCAGCGAUUCGUAAUGUCAACAAAAAUAAGUCUUGGUGAUUUGUGUGCAAGUGUCGUGGCGCCGUUUUUCAUUCCUUCAUUGAUAGUAAAGUGAUUCAAGCAACAACGGCGGGUAUUAAGAUUAUUUUUCCUAUUAUUACUAUGAUUUAUUUUAUUACCCGUCUAGUGAUAAUAGAACGAUAGUGCGAUUUGCCCAACAAUGACGACUGUUAUGAUUAUUUUCCUUAUCACUACUUCUCUCUAUUUUAUCGGUCUUCUAGUGAUAAUAAUGCAAUUUAACCAACAUUUAUUGCCCACAACGCCACACUUUUAUUGCCAUCAUCGUUAUUUUUAUCACCAACCCAAACAGCGCACGGAAUUUCAUUAGUGUUUUCAUCUCGAGCGAGGUCAAGGCUCUGUGACCUCAACCUGACCUUGCCCUGACCUAAUCUCACUCCUCCCUCAGAUGCAGAUAAACCUUUACUGCUUAUUUUUUAUGUGAUAUUAAUUUUAAGCCCCCGUGAAAACCCCUUUAUGUUUGACGUGAAUUUAGUGUUGCUAUGCGUGCGUAAGUAAAUAAAUGUGAAGGUAAUUGA
Portunus trituberculatus (swimming crab) is the source of this 7767-nucleotide messenger RNA. RefSeq names its product angiopoietin-related protein 3-like. The record is from RefSeq and is a predicted model, not a curated record. The transcript has 14 exons. Bases 394 to 2214 code for a protein of 606 amino acids. NCBI's taxonomy places the organism in Eukaryota, Metazoa, Arthropoda, Malacostraca, Decapoda, Portunidae.